Molecule: messenger RNA, 1785 nt
Organism: Tupaia belangeri chinensis (Chinese tree shrew)
Lineage: Eukaryota; Metazoa; Chordata; Mammalia; Scandentia; Tupaiidae
Gene: KLHDC4
Product: kelch domain containing 4
Molecular function (GO): protein binding
Source: RefSeq, a predicted model, not a curated record
GAAGACCUGGAAGCCCUGAUAGCCCAUUUCCAGACCCUCGACGCCCAGAAGACUCAGAUCGUGGAGACCCCGUGCCCCCCGCCAUCGCCACGGUUAAACGCCUCCCUCUCCGCACACCCUGAGAAAGACGAACUGAUCCUUUUCGGAGGUGAAUAUUUCAAUGGCCAAAAAACGUUGCUGUACAAUGAGCUCUACGUGUACAACGUCAGGAGGGACACGUGGACGCGGGUCGACAUCCCCGGACCUCCUCCGAGGCGAUGCGCUCACCAGGCCGUGGUGGUGCCUCAGGGCGGCGGACAGCUGUGGAUCUUUGGAGGGGAGUUUGCGGCUCCCAGCGGAGAGCAGUUCUACCACUACAGGGACCUCUGGGUCCUGCACCUGACCACCAGGACCUGGGUGCAAGUCAAAGCAACUGGAGGUCCUUCGGGUCGGAGUGGACAUCGGAUGGUGGCCUGGAAGAGACGCUUAAUCCUUUUCGGUGGCUUUCAUGAGAGCACAAGGGACUAUGUCUACUACAACGACGUGUACGCCUUCGACCUGGACACCUACACGUGGAGCAAGCUGUCCCCGUCAGGGACCGGACCCUCCCCCAGGUCCGGCUGCCAGAUGUCCGUCACGCCGCAGGGCAGCAUAGCCAUCUAUGGGGGCUACUCGAAGCAGAGAGUCAAGAAAGACGUGGACAGGGGCACCCAGCACGCGGACAUGUUCCUCCUGAGGCCGGAAGAGGGGCGAGAAGGCAAGUGGGUGUGGACACGGAUCAACCCGUCAGGGACUAAGCCCACCCCAAGGUCUGGCUUUUCGGUGGCUGUGGCCCCGAACCAUCAGACACUGCUCUUUGGGGGGGUCCGUGAUGAGGAAGAGGACGAGAGCCUGGAGGGAGACUUCUUCAAUGACCUGUACUUCUACGACGCCACCAAGAACCGCUGGCACGUGGGGCAGCUGAAGGGACCCAGGCCCGAGAGGAGAAAGCGGAGGCGAGCCAAGAAGGAGGGGCCCGGAGGGGCCAGCGAGCCGCACCGCGGGGGAGCCGGCGCCCCGCAACCCCUGGAGGUGGUCCGAGAGGUGGUGGCAGAGGACGGGACCGUGGUCACCAUCCGGCAGGUGCUCCCGGCCUCAGGCUCAGGCUCGGUGGAUCGGCCCCCGUCCGAGGACGAAGACAGCCCUGAGGAAGUGGGCGGCCCUGGGGCGGGACCGAGCCCGCGCUCCAAUGCCAUGCUGGCCGUGAAGCACGGGCUGCUCUAUGUCUAUGGAGGCAUGUUUGAGGCCGGCGACCGCCAGGUCACCCUCGGCGACCUGUACUGCCUCGACCUGCACAAGAUGGACGAGUGGAAGGUCCUGGUUGAGACGGACCCAGGAGCUCAGGAGUGGCUGGAGGAGCCGGACUCGGAGGAAGACUCGGAAGAUGAUAGCGAGGACGACAGCGAGGACGACGGUGGGGAGAGUGGCGUGGAGGGUGACGAGACGUCCCCAACUGUGGGGGGCCCCGGUGAGCAGUCUGGCGACCGCCCAGAACAGAACAGCGGGCCCAGACGCCGUGGAAGUCGGCCCGAAGGGAAGGAGAGUGCUCCCGGCUGCCCAGGCCAUGCUGCUGGGCCGGAGGGCCCCCCGAGCGAAGGGUGACGGGCCUCGACAUCCGCGUUGUCAGAAGAGCUUGGAUGUGAAGCGAGGCCACCAUGCCGCCGUGUUCCUGGCCGUCGGGCCUCUGCGGGGGUGAGGGCCUGCGGGAAGCACGUUUGCCCUAAUAAAUGCGGGGUGCCGUGCAUUGUGGGUCUCCCUGCAAAGUGA